CAAACCCUCUCUAAAUUUGAGAUACGGCGAAGACGGGCGGCAGCGGCUGGAAAAUGCGUCUCCCUCGGAGCUGCAUCGUCCUCCUCAUCCAGGGGAGCAUCUCUCUGCUGGUGAUCUGUGGCCAAGAAGAACCAGGGAAAGGUGCAGAGCAACGUCAACCUGAGACCCAGGAGAGAGCUCAAGUGCAGAAGAGGAGAGGGCUGCUCUCUCCAAAGUCCCUGUUAACUCCAACCUUACUGCAGAACAUGACCCUCCUGGAGCUGGUGAGCAGCUCAUGGGAGUUAUGGGAUAUCCUGGAUAACCUGUCUGAGCGGGACCAUGCUCCACACCCCCGAGGACAGAGGGACUUGGGGCCAGCAUCAGGCAAGCUUAAAAAAAUAUUUGGCUGGGGAGAUUUCUAUUCCAAUAUCAAGACAGUGAAGUUGAACCUCUUGAUCACCGGAAAAGUGGUUGAUCACGGCAACGGCACAGUCAACGUCUUCUUCCGACACAACUCUACCGGGCAAGGAAACAUCUCCGUCAGCCUCGUGCCCCCCACCAAGGCAGUGGAGUUUGACCUGGAGCAACAGAUCUUCAUCGAGGCCAAAGAAUCCAAAAUCUUCAACUGCCGCGUGGAAUACGAGAAAGUGGAUCGUGCCAAGAAGACCACGCUCUGCACUUACGACCCAUCUAAGACCUGCUACCACGAGCACACCCAAAGUCACGUCUCCUGGGUCUGCUCGAAGCCCUUCAAAGUCAUCUGCAUCUACAUCACCUUCUACAGCAUAGACUACAGGCUGGUGCAGAAAGUGUGUCCCGACUACAACUAUCACAGCGACGUACCCUACUACCCCUCGGGAUGA
Molecule: messenger RNA, 842 nt
Organism: Grus americana (Whooping crane)
Lineage: Eukaryota; Metazoa; Chordata; Aves; Gruiformes; Gruidae
Gene: NXPH3
Product: neurexophilin 3
Exons: 2
Coding region: 54-842 (262 amino acids)
Molecular function (GO): signaling receptor binding
Source: RefSeq, a predicted model, not a curated record